Messenger RNA from Penicillium olsonii, 624 nucleotides. NCBI's taxonomy places the organism in Eukaryota, Fungi, Ascomycota, Eurotiomycetes, Eurotiales, Aspergillaceae. The record is from the annotation of a GenBank genome assembly.
AUGGGGUUACAUUACUCAUGGCUACCACCGUACUUGCGCUCUCUCUACGCCCACAUCGAGCGCACAGAACCAACCUGGGGCUUUACCAUCUACCGGACCACCUACACUCCACAAUCUGAUGCUGAAUUUCCACGUAUAGUAGAUCUAAUCACUACAUACAUCAAGGAAAGAUUUUACCAGCAAUUCCCAGAUGUGCAGAGAAAAAGACCAAAGCAGGCAGACAUGGCCCUUCUCGAUGAAAUGUGGCGCGCGUACCAACCGCGCCUCAUCGAAGACCCCCAAUUUGAUGGUGCAUCCCUCGACACAGUCCGUUCUCAUUUUGAGUCCUGGGUUGAAGAACGGGAUAUGCGAGAUAGUUUCCCUAGCUAUCGGAUGUUCAUCAUGGUUGACGAGGAGUCUUUCCAGUCGUUAUUAAAUGCGCCGCCUGUGGAGGAGGCGUGCCCCGAGAAACACCGGGAUCACUUUGUGAAGCUUGUUGAGGCUUGGCCGGAAGUGGAUGAACGAUUCAGGGGGUGGAUGAAAUGUUCUUUGCUGCUUAUAUGGAGUCUAUGGCCCAUCAUGCAGACUGGCGAUUCUCUAUCGUUGACUCAGUGUAUGAUCCCGGCGAAUGAGGAUGUGUAUUGA